Messenger RNA from Mesoplodon densirostris (Blainville's beaked whale), 2513 nucleotides. RefSeq names its product DNA polymerase gamma 2, accessory subunit (gene POLG2). The record is from RefSeq and is a predicted model, not a curated record. The transcript is spliced from 10 exons. Gene Ontology annotation, cellular component: mitochondrion; cytoplasm. Gene Ontology annotation, biological process: mitochondrial DNA replication. The coding region runs from base 435 to 1955 and encodes 506 amino acids. NCBI's taxonomy places the organism in Eukaryota, Metazoa, Chordata, Mammalia, Artiodactyla, Ziphiidae.
AGGCGGACUCAACCACUGCGCCACCAGGGAAGCCCACCGAAGUAUUCUGAUGCCUCAUUUGCGAAGAAAAAAAAAAAAAGGGAAGGUAACGCUGACUCAAUAGUGGCAACAGCGGGAUAGUGAAAAGUAGAUGGGAAUGAUCUUCAUCGGCGUUGAAGACAAAAAAAAGAACAACUAGAGGAAGCCGGACGUGACGGAAGCAAGAGACAGGAAGCCCAACUUCGCCUUGGCGAGAGGGAUAGGCACGCGGCGGUGGCGCAGCGGCCGGAACGCAGUGACGUACUUCCGUUGGUGGGGCCGGCCGCGCGCACGCACACUUCCGUCGCGCCUGCGCAGGUGGCCCCCUACUCCAGGUUGUGGCGGUUUUUCGGGACCCAUAUUACACAUAUGUUAGCCUCUCAUAGGAGACUGUGCACUUUUAACUCUCGAGGGCGAUGCGCUAUGGUGCAGCCGUCAGGGCCGGCCAGAAAGUCUGCAGGUGCCUGUUGUCUGGGUUUAGUCGAGUAGAUGGGGGGCAGCCGGAGCAGUUGACGGGAGGGAGCGGCUCCUUCGUAGGGCCCUUGAGGUCGCACGCGGAGCUGCCCCCGGUGAGCGAGCCGAGAGAAGGCCCCGAGUCUGGCGGCGAGGAGAGCGAGGCGCUGCUAGAGAUCUGUCAGAAAAGGCGCUUCCUCAGUGGCACCAAGCGACAGCUUAGUCGAGAUUCUCUUCUGAGCGGGUGCCACCCCGGCCUUGGCCCCUUGGGUACAGAGUUGCGGAAGAACCUGGCGGCGGAAUGGUGGUCCUCGGUGGUGGUGUUCAGGGAGCAGGUCUUCCCGGUAGACGCCCUCCACCAUGAAGCAGACCCUUCGCUGCCCGGGGACAGCGCCUUCAGGUUAGUUUCUGCAGAAACACUACGCGAAAUCUUGCAAGACAAAGAGCUGAGUAAGGAACAGCUAGGAGCAUUUCUUGAGAACUUACUGAAAACUUCUGGGAAACUACGGGGGAACCUUCUUCACGGUGCCUUGAAGCACUAUGUUAAUUACCUGGAUCUGAUAAACAAGAGGCUACCUUUUGGCCUUGCUCAGAUUGGAGUGUGUUUUCAUCCUGUUUCUGAUACUAAGCAGACACCUGAUGGUGUUAAAAGAAUCGGUGAAAAGACUGAAGCUUCACUGGUAUGGUUUACUUCAGCAAGAACUGCGAGCCAGUGGCUUGAUUUCUGGUUACGUCAUCGACUCCUGUGGUGGAGAAAGUUUGCUGUGAGCCCAUCUAACUUCAGCAGCAGUGAUUGUCAGGAUGAAGCGGGCCAAAAAGGAAACAAACUUUACUACAAUUUUCCGUGGGGAAAGGAGCCAAUAGAAACCCUGUGGAAUCUAGGAGAUCAUGAACUUUUACACAUGUAUCCUGAAAAUGUAGCUCAAUUACACAUUCUGGCCUACUGGUUGCAACAUCCAUUGAUGAUUCUUGCCCAAAUCGAUUAUUACUAUGAGGGUUGCCAAAUGGGCAGAGAUGGACGGAAAAAUGUGGUUCCUUCUGUCUUAUCCAUAAAUGGAGAUCUAGACCGAGGCAUGCUGGCAUAUCUCUACGAUUCUUUCCAGCUAACAGAGAACUCCUUUACAAGAAAGAAAGAGCUUCAUAGAAAGGUGCUUAAACUUCACCCUUGUUUAGCCCCUAUUAAGGUUGCUUUGGAUGUGGGAAGAGGCCCAACAGUGGAACUAAGACAGGUUUGUCAAGGGCUAUUCAAUGAAUUAUUAGAAAAUGGAAUAUCUGUGUGGCCUGGUUAUUUGGAAACUGUGCCAUCCUCAUUGGAACAACUUUAUUCAAAAUAUGAUGAAAUGAGUAUCCUCUUCACAGUGUUGAUUACUGAAGCUACUUUGGAGAAUGGAUUAAUACAUCUGAGAAGCAGAGACACCACAAUGAAGGAAACGAUGCAUAUAUCCAAAUCAUUGUCUGGGCUUCCCUGGUGGCACAGUGGUUAAGAAUCCGCCUGCCAAUGCAGGGGACACGGGUUCGAGCCCUGGUCCGGGAAGAUCCCACAUGCCGCGGAGCAACGAAGCCCAUGCGCCACAACUACUGAGCCUGCGCUCUAGAGCCCGCGAGCCACAACUACUGAGCCCACGUGCCACAACUACUGAAGCCUGUGUGCCUAGAGCCUGUGCUCCGCAACAAGAGAAGCCACCACAAUGAGAAGCCCGCGCCACGCAAUAAAGAGUAGCCCCUGCUUGCCACAACUAGAGAAAGCCCGUGCACAGCAACGAAGACCCAACACAGCCAAAAAUAAAUAAAUAAAUAAAAUUAAUUUAUUAAAAAAAAAAAGUCAUUGUCUGAUAGAGACACGUACUCAAAUAUUUUUGAGUAAAAAUACAUGAUAUCUGAGACUUGUUUUAAAAUUUAGUUUAAAAAAGUGGUAGCGUAUGGAGGGUAAAUAAGGAUAGUGCUGAGUUGUUGAAGUUGAGUGAUGGGUACAUGGGAGUUCAUGUACUGCUUCUUUUGUGUAUGUUUGAAGAUUUUAAUAAUAAAAAGUUUUUAAAAACCAA